This is a messenger RNA of Theobroma cacao (cacao), 759 nucleotides long. Its product is annotated as Pollen Ole e 1 allergen and extensin family protein. Lineage: Eukaryota; Viridiplantae; Streptophyta; Magnoliopsida; Malvales; Malvaceae. The record is from RefSeq and is a predicted model, not a curated record.
ACUACAUAUAAAUGCAUAGGUGUCUUGUUGGAAAUGACCGUGUAGUCCUGUUUCUGGUAUAAUACUUUUGGUAGCUCAACUGAAAAAACAAAUCUCCAUGGGAUCAAAGAACAGGAAUCUGGCUCUGGGUUUGUUUGCCUUCGCUGUGUUCUUAAUCUCAGGUGUCAAAUCCUGGACUGGUGAGAUUCAUGGUAGAGUUGUCUGUGAUGUUUGUGCCGAUUCUUCAAUUGGACCUGAAGAUCAUGUUUUAGAAGGCGCUGAGGUUGCUGUUCUUUGCAUUACAAAAUCUGGGGAAGUAGUAAACUAUCAAGCUUUCACAAAUACAAAGGGGAUCUACACUGUGGCUGAAACAAUGCCCGAGAGUGACCGUUGGGAUGCAUGCUUAGCACGACCCAUCAGUAGUUUCCAUGACCACUGCAACCAUCUUGGGGAGGGCAGCACCGGAGUCAAGUUCACCUACAAUCGUCCGUCAGGUCAUUUUCACACUGUCAGACCUUUCGUUUAUCGACCCACCAGCGCUCCGACCUACUGCAUAUAAUAUGCUAGUCAAUGCGUGUACUUUAGUUGCUAUCGAGGAUGUCUUAACAGAAUCAAACGAAACAAAUCCUAUUUAAUGUUGUAUUUUAUAUGUGCUUCUCAAUACUCAAAUGUGCAUGUUUCUGAUAUUCACCAUGUUCUAUCUUGUGGCCUACCUGUGACAAACAAAGAAUUACAAGUACCCUUGCUGUAAGGUGGUAUGAGCCAUGUCUGUUCACAUCU